CUAGUACCGCCAGCACCCUUCUGUCAUCGACGGCGAGCGACUUUCUUUCUGAUCCGCCAUCCCGUUUAAGUUGUUGUCGCGUCGACUAGCUCGAAAUAAAAACACCCAAAAAUGGAGAACGACGCCGGAGAAUUCGUUGAUCUGUACUGCCCAAGGAAGUGCUCCUCGAGCAACCGCAUCAUCCACGCCAAGGAUCAUGCCUCCAUCCAGAUCAACAUCGUCGACGUGAACCCCCAGACUGGCCGCAUGCUGGAAACCUCCAAGGUGUACGCCAUCUGCGGUGAAAUUCGCCGUAUGGGUGAAUCCGACGAUUGCAUCGUCCGACUGGCCAAGAAGGAUGGUCUGCUUACCAAGAACUACUAAAAUUCUGGUAUGUGAUAAGAGGGGUGUAUCAUAAUAAAAUAAUACUUUCUUUAAAGUAA
This is a messenger RNA of Uranotaenia lowii, 422 nucleotides long. Its product is annotated as 40S ribosomal protein S21. The record is from RefSeq and is a predicted model, not a curated record. The coding region runs from base 112 to 363 and encodes 83 amino acids. Gene Ontology annotation, cellular component: ribosome; cytosolic small ribosomal subunit. Gene Ontology annotation, biological process: endonucleolytic cleavage in ITS1 to separate SSU-rRNA from 5.8S rRNA and LSU-rRNA from tricistronic rRNA transcript (SSU-rRNA, 5.8S rRNA, LSU-rRNA); translation; endonucleolytic cleavage to generate mature 3'-end of SSU-rRNA from (SSU-rRNA, 5.8S rRNA, LSU-rRNA). NCBI's taxonomy places the organism in Eukaryota, Metazoa, Arthropoda, Insecta, Diptera, Culicidae. Gene Ontology annotation, molecular function: structural constituent of ribosome. The transcript is spliced from 4 exons.